UGCUGGCACGUCUUGCUCUUUGGUAUUGAAGGGAAGAAACGAAUCAAUAGUGCUUAUUUUGAAAAGUAGUUGACAAUGCCGAAGAGACAGAAAACGAAAGAAAAUGAUCAGCCAGCCUCGUCAGAGGCUGAGUGUGAUGAAAGAUACUUUUUAAAUCCAGAAUCUGUGAGCCAGCACCUGUUUUGUUCCAUAUGCCAAGAGGUUUAUGUCAAUCCAUAUAGAGCCCCGUGUGGACAUAGUUUCUGCAAAAGAUGUAUAUUACCAUGGCUUAAUCAAAGCAAAACAUGUCCAGAAGACAGAAAACCUGUUCAUCCAAAAGACUUGCAUCAUGACUUCAUCCUGGAGAAUAUCAUAGGAGAUCAGAUGGUCACGUGUCCGUUCAGGAAACAUGGCUGUGAUUUUAUUGGACAGUUAGCUAUGCUUUCAUCUCACUUGAAAAACUGUGACUUCAAUCUAAGCAAUCUGCCAGAGUUUCUGAAGACGCAUCUAGUUCACAGCCCAUUUGCUAAAGGCCCAUUAAAAGAAAAAACAAAUACCCCAUUAUCAGAAGAUGAGGAGGCAGAUGAUCUACCUACACCAGUGAAACCCUCCCUUAAGAUGCGUCUUUUUAGAGCUGGAGGUGGAUCGAGGCAGUUAUUGUGUUCAAUGUUUGACAAAGAUUCACCGGGUAGUUCUUAAAACAAACAGCCAUGCAAAAAUGUGACAAUCUUUAUUCACAACUGAUGGUACAUGAAGACGUUUCCAAAAGACUCCCCCAGUGGUCAGGAUAUCAAGACACCAUUUCAAAAAGGAAAGGAUUAU
Molecule: messenger RNA, 801 nt
Organism: Lingula anatina
Lineage: Eukaryota; Metazoa; Brachiopoda; Lingulata; Lingulida; Lingulidae
Product: RING finger protein 151
Biological process (GO): protein ubiquitination
Molecular function (GO): ubiquitin-protein transferase activity
Source: RefSeq, a predicted model, not a curated record